CAGCUUCCUGAAGAGCCAUCCGGUAGUCUCGCAUCCGAACACUCUUUUGACAGUCUGUCCCAAACGUAUCCUGAUCGCAAGCUGAGCAUUCCUCUACAGAAUGCGAGUGAGCUAGCGCUGCUGGCUGAAGAAGUGGUAGAGCGGCAGCUGUGUCCGGAGAAGGAAGAGCACUCGACGAGCGAUCUCUCAAGAAUUGUCAAUUAUCUCACUGCCGAUAAAGUACCACACAUAUGGAAUGUUGAACGGCGAUUUUUCCUCAUGUGUUCAAUGAGCGAGGAUGCAUCGAUCAAGAUAUACAAAGAUUCUACGCAGCGGCAGGCCAAUAAUCUCAUCAAACAUACCUCGAAGAGGUUGGUCCGUGUGUUUCCAGCAAACAUGCGCAUCACCUCG
Messenger RNA from Ostertagia ostertagi, 390 nucleotides. Lineage: Eukaryota; Metazoa; Nematoda; Chromadorea; Rhabditida; Trichostrongylidae. The record is from the annotation of a GenBank genome assembly.